Molecule: messenger RNA, 1964 nt
Organism: Macaca mulatta (Rhesus monkey)
Lineage: Eukaryota; Metazoa; Chordata; Mammalia; Primates; Cercopithecidae
Gene: LAMTOR3
Product: late endosomal/lysosomal adaptor, MAPK and MTOR activator 3
Biological process (GO): cellular response to amino acid stimulus; positive regulation of TOR signaling
Cellular component (GO): Ragulator complex
Source: RefSeq, marked provisional
GCGCCCUCGAAGCUUCCGCCAGGCCCUUCCGGAAAUCCAGUAUCGUGGGGCGACGGCGUAGAAAGUGCUUCCCGGAGCGCCGAAGAGGUCAUCAAUCAUGUGACGGUGGCUUGAGGAGGAACCUGUCUUUAAAGCUGUCCCUGAAGUGACAACGGAGAGAACCAGGCAACCCAGAAACCCCAGGCGUGGAGAUUGAUCCUGCGAGAGAAAGGGGUUCAUCAUGGCGGAUGACCUAAAGCGAUUCUUGUAUAAAAAGUUACCAAGUGUUGAAGGGCUCCAUGCCAUUGUUGUAUCAGAUAGAGAUGGAGUACCUGUUAUUAAAGUGGCCAAUGACAAUGCUCCGGAGCAUGCUUUGCGACCUGGUUUCUUAUCCACUUUUGCCCUGGCAACAGACCAAGGGAGCAAACUUGGACUUUCAAAAAAUAAAAGUAUCAUCUGUUACUAUAACACCUACCAGGUGGUUCAGUUUAAUCGUUUACCUUUGGUGGUGAGUUUCAUAGCCAGCAGCAGUGCCAAUACAGGACUAAUUGUCAGCCUAGAAAAGGAACUUGCUCCAUUAUUUGAAGAAUUGAGACAAGUUGUGGAAGUUUCUUAAUCUGACAGUGGUUUCAGUGUGUACCUUAUCUUCAUUAUAAUAACACACUAUCAAUCCAGCAAUCUUUAGACUACAAUAAUACUUUUAUCCAUGUGCUCAAGAAAGGGCCACUUUUUCCAACUUAUACUAAAGAGCUAGCAUAUAGAUGUUAAUUUAUGGAUAGAUCAGUUGCUAUAUUUUCUGGUGUAGCGUCUUUCUUAUUUAGUGUGAUCUAGGGAUACCACAGAAAUGGUUCAGUCUAUCACAGCUCCCAUGGAGUUAGUCUGGUCGCCAGAUAUGGAUGAGAGAUUCUGUUCAGUGGAUCAGAAUCAAACUGGUACAUCGAUCCACUUGAGCCGUUGAGUGCUCCCAAUUGUACAAUAUGCCCAGGCUUGCAGAAUGAAGCCAACUUUUUAUUGUGAAUAAUAAUAAGGACAUAUUUUUCUUCAGAUUAUGUUUUAUUUCUUUGCAUUGAGUGAGGAACAUAAAAUGGCUUGAUAAAAGUAAUAAAAUCAGUACAAUCACUAACUUUACUUUGUACAUAUUAUUUUGCAGUAUAGAUGAAUAUUACUAAUCAGUUUGAUUAUUCUCAGAGGGUGCUGCUCUUUAAUGAAAAUGAAAAUUAUAGCUAAUGGUUUUUCCUCAAACUCUGCUUUCUGUAACCAAUCACUGUUUUAAUGUUUGUGUGUUCUUUAUAAAAUUUAAAUACAAUUCGUUAUUCUGUUUUCAAUGUUAGUAUGUAUGUAAACAUGAUAGUAUAGCCAUUUUUUUCAUACGUGAGUAAAAAUAAAAUCGUAUUUUUAAAAAUAUAGUUUGAGCACUAUAUAGGUCCUGUUUUUGUUCAGACUUUUUCCAAAAAUCUAAACUUAAUUACUCUUUCAGCCACAUGAAUAAAUAAUGAGUGUUUCUUGUAGGUAUUGGUUUGGAGGUUGUUUUAUGGUAGUAUAAACUGUUAAUUGGAAAAGAAACCUCAGGUUGCAGUCAGCCGAGAUUGCGCCACUGCACCCUAGUCUGGGCAACAGAGACUCCGUCUCAAAAACAAAACAGAAAAGAAACCAAGAAACCUCAGGCAUGAAGCUAAUUUAAUCUCCAUGAAAGAGGUACUACAGUUCUAGAAUAUGCCCUUUAUGUUCAGGAAUGCAGUCUAUCAUUCAGAGUUGUUAAUUUCUUUCUAGUUUCUUUGACAAUCAAUUUUUCCCUGGAACAGUUCAGUACAUGUGCAUUGAGCACCUGUGUGCCAGUCAGCAGAGCUAUCACAUUGCACAAUUCUAAGAAGCACCAUUCAUGUCACAUCAUAUUUCUAUGCUCUGGGAGUUGCUUUUCACAUAGAAUAUGUGUGAUUGUUAUCCCUAAAAUUGUGCAGUGAGGCAAUUGGCUAGGUGCUGUGCUG